Messenger RNA from Dromiciops gliroides (monito del monte), 2515 nucleotides. Its product is annotated as zinc finger protein 239-like. Gene Ontology annotation, biological process: regulation of transcription by RNA polymerase II. The record is from RefSeq and is a predicted model, not a curated record. The transcript has 2 exons. The coding region runs from base 357 to 1376 and encodes 339 amino acids. NCBI's taxonomy places the organism in Eukaryota, Metazoa, Chordata, Mammalia, Microbiotheria, Microbiotheriidae. Gene Ontology annotation, molecular function: DNA-binding transcription factor activity, RNA polymerase II-specific; RNA polymerase II cis-regulatory region sequence-specific DNA binding.
GGCGGAGCGAGGAAGAACGUUCCCAAGGCUGGGAGUCCUUGAAGCCGCUCCAGGAAAGCCAUGAGGCUUUCGCGCUGGAUAAAGAGAACAGGCCUCCAAGAUGUCUAGAGCGUCCUCGGUAUGGAGACGGGGGGCCCGGAUUGGACUGAGCACCCGGAGAGUGCUUCCGGUCCUGGGCUGGAACCAGGGAAUGAGAGGCUGAAACGCGUCCGCCGCCGCCACAGGCCUCGGGGGACCCCGCACUCAGGAUCCUGAAAUAGUUGCUGAAAAUAAGCAGUCCACUCCAAAAUGGGGAAUUUUAUGAAGAAAUAGGACCUAUGGGGAUGAUAUCCUGAAGAGACUAAAGAGGUGAUCCCAUGGCAUAUAAGUUUGGGGAUCCUUGUGCACAUGAAGGCAGAUUAAAGAGACAGCAAGAAGAUCCAUCUAGGCAGAAAUUAAGAAAAUUCCUUUCUCAGGAUGGAGAUGUCACAAAAAUGACCAUUGUCCACAGGAAAAACACCUUGGGAGAGAGAGCCAAGGGAUGUAAUGAAUUUGGUAGAAAAUUAAAUCUGAACUCAAACCUCAUGACACAUCAGAAAAAACCUAUAGAAGAGAAAGUACAUCAGUGUGACAUUUGUGGUAAAAAUUUCAAAUAUAAUUCAGACUUAAUUGUACAUAAGAGAAUUCAUACUGGGGAGAAACCUUAUGAAUGUGAUACAUGUGGGAAAACAUUUAGCCAGAGCUCACACCUAAGUAGACAUAAUCAAAUUCAUACUGGUGAGGAAGCCCAUAAGUGCGAUAUAUGUGAAAGAAAUUUCAAAUACAAUUCAGACUUAAUUAUCCAUAAGAGAAUUCAUACAGGGGAGAAACCUUACAAAUGUGAUGAAUGUGGGAAAACCUUUCGCCAGAGCUCACACCUUAAUAGACAUCAUCGAGUUCAUACUGGAGAGAAACCCUAUGAGUGUGAUGAAUGUGGAGAAGCUUUUGGACUCAAAUCACACCUUUUUUUACAUGAAAGAAUUCACACUGGAGAGAAACCUUAUAGAUGUAAUGAAUGUGGGAAGAUCUUUAGCAGAAGCUCAACCCUUAUUCAGCAUCAACAAAUUCAUACUGGAGAGAAGCCCUAUCAGUGUAAGGAAUGUGGAAAAGCCUUUGGACUAAAAUCACAUCUUAUUUUGCAUCAGAGAAUUCACACUGGAGAGAAACCUUAUAAAUGUAAUGAAUGUGGGAGAGCUUUUAGUCGGGCCUCAACACUUAUUCAACAUCAAAUAAUCCAUACUGGAGAGAAGCCUUAUAAAUGUAAUGAAUGUGGGAAAGCCUUUAGUCAAAGCUCAUCAUUAGCUCAACAUAAAAAAAUUCACACUGGAGAAAAGCUCUAUGAAUUUUUUUCAAUGUGACAAAGCCUUCAAUCUAAAUUCAAACCUCAUCCAACAUCAGUAAAUUAACACUGAAUUAAAAAAUCAUGAAUACAACAAAUGUGAAAAUUUUUAAUCAGAGCUCUAGCCCUUUUCUACAUCAGAGAAUUUACAAUGGAGAUAAACUGUACACAUCUGCUGAAGUUGGAUAAGCUUUUGGUUUUAACUCUUGCCUUACUCAACAUCAGAAAGUCAGACCCAAUAAGCAACUUAAAGUAUAGUGAAUGGGGCAAAUCCUUUAGCUGGAGAUCAGCCUCUACUUAACAUCAAUAAAUUAAUAUGGGAGAGAAAUCCCAGUAUAAUUAAUGUAGUCAAGUCUUUAAUCAGAGCUUACAGUUUAGCCUACAUCAAAGAAUUUACAUUGGAGAGAAAACUCAUGAAUGUAAUGCAUGAGUCUUUUAUUCAAUCAUUCAAAAAGCUUUAUUAAUUACCUUGCUGGGUUCUGGCAGUACAAAUACAAAAGUGAGACUGUCUUUACCUUCCAGAAGAUGAUACUUGAUACAGCAUCAUAAAGUUUACACUGGAAAGAAUCCUUUUGAGUGCAAUACAUGUGAGAAUGCCUUUGUUCACAGCUCAAGCCUUAUUAUAUACUGGCAAGUUCAUAGAGAUAUUUUGUGUAUAGUGAAUAUGGAAAAGCUUUUAGUUAUAAUUAAAAUAUUCUCCAUUAGAGAAUUGACACUGGAGAGAAACCCUAUAAAUAUAAUGAAUGUAGGAAAGCCUCAAGAACCUCACCUUACUAAAGACCAUAAAAUUCAUAGUGGAGGGAAAACCCAAUGCAUGUAAUAACUUUUCAGUUGGAUUUCAGAUAACUUGGUGGAGAAAAGUUCUAUCAUUGUAAAGAAUAUAUUUUUUAAAACCCUUUAGUCAAAGUUCACAACUUAUACUGCAUCAGAAAAUUCAUAUUGGCUAGUAUUUCCAUAAAUAUAAUCUGGAAAAUAUCUUAAUGGGACAUUGUUUUAUUUGAUAACAUGAAAUCUAUAUUGAAUGAAUAAAUGAAAAAGCACUUAAGUUCUUACUAUGUGGCCAACUACUAUGCUAAGCACUGAUGAUACAAAAGCAAAGACAGUCCUUGAAUUCAAGGAACUUACAUUUUAAAAGGAGAGGACAAUACACAUUGGGGA